Exophiala aquamarina CBS 119918 is the source of this 897-nucleotide messenger RNA. Its product is annotated as histone chaperone ASF1. The record is from RefSeq and is a predicted model, not a curated record. The transcript has 3 exons. Gene Ontology annotation, cellular component: nucleus. The coding region runs from base 1 to 897 and encodes 298 amino acids. Gene Ontology annotation, molecular function: histone binding. NCBI's taxonomy places the organism in Eukaryota, Fungi, Ascomycota, Eurotiomycetes, Chaetothyriales, Herpotrichiellaceae. Gene Ontology annotation, biological process: nucleosome assembly; nucleosome disassembly; DNA replication-dependent chromatin assembly.
AUGUCGGUUGUCUCCUUGUUGGGUGUGAAAGUGCUAAACAAUCCUGCACUUUUCACCGCUCCUUAUGAGUUCGAGAUCACCUUUGAAUGCCUCGAGCAACUGCGCGAAGACCUGGAGUGGAAACUCACCUAUGUCGGCUCUGCAACCUCUGCCGAACACGACCAAGAAUUGGACUCUCUUCUCGUGGGCCCUAUCCCCAUCGGCGUCAACAAAUUCAUCUUCGAGGCCGACCCACCCAAUCUUUCCCGCUUGCCCGCUACAGAGAUUCUAGGCGUCACCGUCAUUCUUCUGACCUGCUCCUAUGAUGGGCGAGAGUUUGUCCGCGUUGGUUACUACGUCAACAAUGAAUAUGACAACGAGGAGAUGAACAAUGACCCGCCUCCGAAACCUAUCAUCGAACGAAUUCGCCGAAAUGUCCUUGCAGAAAAACCGAGAGUGACUAGAUUCGCCAUCAAGUGGGAUUCGGAAGAAUCAGCCCCCGCUGAAUUUCCGCCCGACCAACCAGAAGCCGACACACUCGAUGAUGAUGGAACCGGGUACGGCGCGGAGGAAACGGAGAUGCAGGCUGCCUUGGAGCAAGAGCUUCAAGAGACAGAAGAAACUUUGGCGCAAACGCCUGAGCAUAACAAGACUGAAGGCGACAAGAAGAUGGCCGAAGGGGACGCCGGAGACUCCAAGAACAUCAAGGGAGAAGACGAGGAUGAAGACAGUGACGCCGGCAGUGAGGAUCUCGAGGAGGAGAGCUCUGAGUCGGAAGAUGACGAAGACGAGGAAGAGGGCGCAGAGGGUGAGGACACAGAGAUGGGCGAUGCUGAUGAGAAGGGUGCUGCAGGCACGGAAACCAAUGGUGAGCAGAAGGCGCCGACCAAUUCCCAGCCUGAGGUCAUGGUCCAUUAG